CUGAGUUCUCGGUGACUGAGGGCUUCAGACUUUCUCCGCUGCAAGUUUCUUCUCCAUCUUUUUGUUUGUUUGUUUGUUUGCUUCGAAAAAUCGACAAGUUUCAUCUCCAAGGCUUGUUACUGCACUUAAGAUGGCUAGAUGGGAUCAAAUCUUCUCCCUGCCCGUGCAAAAUCCAACUUUGCCAGAGUUUUCUUCUGCGGAUCUCGUUUGGUCCAAGGUUGAAGGUUACCGAGACAACAUAGAUAGAUUAGCCCUCAUCCCCUACACGAGGGUUGAUGAUUUUGUAAGAGGUGAAUCCUCCAAUAAAGAUUGCCCUACCAGUUUCCAUGUUGAAGCUAGACGACGCAAAGCCAAAGAGAAAACAUACAAGGCCAAAGUUGAUGGCAUCUUGGAGUAUAUCCUGUAUUGGUGUUCCUUUGGACCAGAUGAUAACCGGAAAGGCGGAUCUGUACGGCCUUGUAGGAGCACAUAUGUUCCCAAGAAGAACAACGCAGGCCGGCCCAAUUCCAAGCGUGGCUGCAGGUGUCACUUCAUUGUCAAACGCUUGAUUGCUGAACCAACGGUGGCUUUGAUCAUUUAUAACCAUGACAAGCAUGUGGAUGAGAAAGGGUUGCCUUGCCACGGUCCACAAGACAAAAAGGCGGCUGGCACGAGAGCCAUGUUUGCUCCUUAUAUAUCUGAAGAUCUUAGGUUACGUGUCCUGUCUUUGCUCUAUGUUGGUGUCUCUGUGGAGACCAUAAUGCAAAGGCAUAACGAAUCGGUGGAAAAACAAGGUGGUCCGAGUAAUAGAGAUGAUUUGUUAACCCAUAGAUAUGUUCGAAGACUUGAGAGGAGUAUAAGACGUUCGACAUAUGAGCUGGAUGAGGAUGAUGAUGUUAGUGUCAGUAUGUGGGUUGAGAGUCAUCACAGCCAUGUGUUUUUCUACCAAGGGUUCUCUGACGCAGAACCGUUUUCAUUGGGUAUUCAAACUGAGUGGCAGUUGCAGCAGAUGAUUCGGUUUGGGAACUGUAGACUUUUGGCUUCAGAUUCAAGGUUUGGGACAAAUAAACUCAAGUAUCCUAUCCAUAGUCUUGUUGUGUUCGACUCCGAGAACAAGGCGAUUCCAGUAGCUUGGAUAAUUGCACCGCGGGUUUCAAGUGGAGAUGCGUAUAGAUGGAUGAGAGCUCUUUGUAACCGAGUCCAUGCCAAGGAUCCCUUGUGGAAGGUGGCUGGGUUCGUAGUUGAUGACCCUUUUGCUGACAUAACAACGAUCAGGGAUGUGUUUCAGUGUCCGGUCUUGUUUUCGUUUUGGCGUAUUCGCCAUGCAUGGCAUAAGAACAUAAUCAAGAGAUGUCAAGACACAGAGACUCGUGUCGAGAUUUCAAGACAUCUGGGUCAGGCCGUCGAUAAAGUCUGUAGAAAGCAAGGAACAGCCACAUUGUUUGAAGGUUUAAUGGAGCAUUUUGGUAAUAGUCCGGAGUUUGUAGAGUACUUCAGAGCUGUUUGGUCUCCUAGAAUAGGAGCUUGGACAAGUGCUUUACAGACUCUUCCCUUGGCAAGCCAAGAGAUAUGUGCAGCGAUGGAGCUUUACCACUAUCAGAUGAAGUGCAGGCUAUUGAAUGAGAGAGACUCUGAAGCUUAUCAACGUACUGAUUGGUUGGUCGAUAAGUUAGGAACGAAAGUGCAUUCUUACUUCUGGCUAGAUGAAUAUUCUGGAAAAGAUGAUUUUGCUAGGUACUGGAGAGAGGAAUGGGUGAGCGGUUUGACUUCUUUCCGGAAAGCAUCGAGUAUACCAGAUUCUCAUGUUGUUAUCUCUGGUAUGUCUGCAAAAGUAACAGAUAAAUGUGAUGUCAACGAAGUUCAUGUUGUGUGGAGUCCAAGUUCCCAUUUUGGGGUUUGCAGUUGCAGCUGGGCACAAAAGGGUUACAUAUGUCAGCACAUGAUCAAACUUGCACAAGUCUGUCGUGGAAACCGUACUGCUAAAGAAUCUGCUAGCCUUCUUCAGUAUUAUCAGGCCUUGGUUGAUCUGCUUCACUUACCACCUGGCGACUCCUUGUUUCGUGAUUACGCAGCUUCUUUAGCCGUCUCUGUGGAAAAGCAAAUCAAUGCGCUUGGCGAUCUGCCAAAUAGCGAUGCUAGUGAAGGGACUGUGCAGAAAGAAGUUGCUGGCGAAGUAGCUACUGAUUUGGAUGGAGAGUUGAGUAAAAUGCCAAUGAGUAGGGAUAAAUGUAGAGCCUGCUCCGAAAAUGCAGAAGAUGCUAUUUCCGGUUCUGAAAUGGAAAUGGAUCAUUCACUAUGUUCAACCAAAGCUGGUGCAGAAGAUGUUGCCUCUACCGUGCAGAACGAGACAGACAUCGCGACAGAGAAUCAUGAAAGAGGUGCAAAAAGGUUGAAAUUUUGCGCACCCGAGCAAGGGAGUAUGUCGAUGAAUGAUGGUAGCCGAGCGGAGAUUGUAGCCAGAGUUUCCAUAAAUUGACUGACCAUUCUAAUGUUGACCAUACACAAACUGUGAAGCAACAUAUGCUGAGACUCGGGAAACUUUAUUAGCUAUGAUGAUGUGGCUCCCACAAAGAGGAAACUGAAAGAAAGGUAGACAUUGCAUCUAACAGCUCUGUAGUAAUCUGGUUACUUUUUUAUACUGUCAAUCAAUCCGUUCCAGAUUUUUUC
Brassica oleracea var. oleracea is the source of this 2646-nucleotide messenger RNA. RefSeq lists its product as uncharacterized. NCBI's taxonomy places the organism in Eukaryota, Viridiplantae, Streptophyta, Magnoliopsida, Brassicales, Brassicaceae. The record is from RefSeq and is a predicted model, not a curated record. Gene Ontology annotation, molecular function: zinc ion binding.